AUGUUUCUGCAUUCUGUUCUAUUCCUUGUCUUGUGGCUUCCAUUGGCAUUGGCAGCUUCUAAUUAUGUCAACACAACCCGAAGCCCCACUACCAUAACGAAAGGGGCAAACAUAAGCAAGCCGAGAUGUCCCAGCAAAUGUGGAAAUCUAACAGUUCCUUACCCUUUCGGCAUUGGCUUAGGCACUGGUUGUUCCAUAGAUCCAUCGUUUGAAAUCAACUGCAACACUUCUUCUAAUCCGCCCAGGCCUCUCUGGGAUCGAAAUCUCGAAGUUACUGAUAUAACAGAUUCUCAUAUGCGCAUCAAGAAUUGGGUGGCUGAAACAUGCUAUAAUCAACGUGGCAACUUGACAGAGGAUUCCCAAGUGAAUGUUUAUUUACCACAAAAUUUUGGCUUCUCUGAAAUGAAUAAAUUCAUGGUUGUUGGAUGUGAUGACGUGGCAGUAAUAUCAGGAACAACAGGGCGUAACUUCACCAGCGGAUGUGUUUCCAUCUGUUCGUCAAAGGAAAGUAUCAUUGAUGGGGAUUGCUCGGGGACGGGUUGCUGCCAAACCUCCAUACCAAACGGCCUGCAGAAUUUUGAAACUUCAAUGACCAGCAUUGAUAAUUACACUAAGGUCUGGUCCUAUGCUGGUUGUGGUCACGCCUUUCUUGGAGAGCAGGACAGCUUUACAUUCCAUAAAGCGAACCUUUCUGAUUUGACAUUUUAUAACAGAACCAUAGAGAAUGUCCCUGUACUCUUGGACUGGGUGAUUGGGACCCAAAAUUGUACUGAAUCUCACAAAUCCAACAAUGUUAGUUGUCAACAGAAUAGCAGAUGCAUUGAUCCUGAUAAUGGUCUACAAGGAUACCGCUGCACUUGCUUUGAAGGUUAUGAGGGCAAUCCAUAUCUUCAUCCGGGCUGCAGAGAUAUCAACGAAUGCAAUCAAAAUCCAUGUGAUCCAAAAGGAAUUUGCACUAAUACUCCAGGUAGUUAUAAAUGUUCAUGUCCGCAUGGAUACCUUGGUGAUGGCAGAAAAGACGGUCAUGGCUGCAAUAAACGGACUCCAGUAUUCCCGAUGAUCAAGUUCUCUUUAGGCAAUAUUAAUAACUUAAAAUCAUGUCCAGUUGUAUAUUCCUUGGUGAAAGCUUCUAAUCUUUAUUAUGAUUACUUUGAAUGGUUGGAUUUAGCGUGA
Messenger RNA from Olea europaea var. sylvestris, 1173 nucleotides. RefSeq names its product wall-associated receptor kinase 2-like. Lineage: Eukaryota; Viridiplantae; Streptophyta; Magnoliopsida; Lamiales; Oleaceae. Gene Ontology annotation, cellular component: membrane. The record is from RefSeq and is a predicted model, not a curated record. Gene Ontology annotation, molecular function: calcium ion binding; protein serine/threonine kinase activity; polysaccharide binding. The transcript is spliced from 3 exons. The coding region runs from base 1 to 1173 and encodes 390 amino acids.